CUGCGUGUGGGUUUUGACGGUGGUGAAUUAGUGCAGGGGAGUGGAGAGAGACGCUGGGAGAGGACUCAAACACUCACUCACACACACUCACACACACACAGACGCGCACGCACAGACACUCGACACACGCUUGGAGGUAAAGGACGCACCAAAAGACGCAAGAAGGGCUUUCUUUUUCACUGAUAUUCUGCUCUUUCUCUCUUUCUUUCUCUAUCUCUCUUUCUUCUCUCUCUCUCUCUCUCUCUCUCUCUCUCUCUCUCGCUCAACGGCAGGAAAAAGAAAAAGUUUCCAGAAAGAGAGGAAGAGGAGAGGAGUGUCGCUCGGUCGUAGCACGCAGAGACAAGCUCGCGCUCUUUGACUCUUGUCCUGGAAAUAUUUUUUUAAUUUUUAAUAUUUUUUUUUUUAGAUUAUUUUUGAAUGUUACGCGCCUUGCUGUCCUGGGGGGAUUCCGUCUGUGCGGGCUUUCCUUUGCUGCACAAAUCCACACGCCAGCCUCUGUGUUGAUAAACAGUGACAAGAAGACGGAGAACCGGACCAAAAGGGGGCCAAAAACUCACCAGGUAUGGCGGCGGUGUUGCCGAGAACCCUGGGUGAGCUGCAGCUCUACCGCAUCCUGCAGCGAGCCAACCUGCUCUACUACUACGAGGCCUUCAUCCAGCAGGGCGGCGACGACGUGCAGCAGCUGUGCGAGGCCGGCGAGGAGGAGUUCCUGGAGAUCAUGGCGCUCGUCGGCAUGGCCAGCAAGCCGCUGCACGUGCGGCGCCUGCAGAAGGCGCUGCGCGACUGGGUCACCAACCCGGCUGUCUUCAACCAGCCGCUCACCUCGCUGCCUGUCUGCAGCAUCCCCGUCUACAAGCUGCCCGAGGGCUCGCCCACGCUGCUCGGGGCCCAGGACCGAUCCAACACCGCCAGCGUCAAGAUGCCAAAAGCCGUGGCCGCAACCGCCGCCUGCUCCGACCCAGGGAAGCUGGACGUGGCGCGGGACAAAGUGUCGGCCGGGUCGCCCCUGCAGGGCGGCAGCGAGGCUCGAUUCUGGUCGGGCCACAGCAACGACAGCGAGCACAGCCUGUCGCCGUCGGACCUCGGCUCCCCGUCCUCACCGAGAGACGCGCUGGAGGCUCUGGACGCCGCGGCGGUCCAGUCGGUCCUGGAGUGCGUGGACCGGAUGGCGCCGGGGCUUCCCAAGACGGACUUAGCCGAGGUCAAAGAGCAGCUGAAGAACAACAAGAAGCUGGCGAAGAUGAUCGGACACAUCUUCGAAAUGAGCGACGACGAGCCGCGGCGGGAAGAGGAGAUCCGAAAAUACAGCGCCAUCUACGGACGCUUUGACUCCAAGAGGAGGGACGGAAAACACCUGACGCUGCACGAGCUGACGGUGAACGAGGCGGCGGCACAGCUCUGCAUGAGGGACAUGGCUCUGCUGACGCGCCGGGACGAGCUGUUCGGACUCGCCCGCCAGAUUUCCAGAGAGGUCACUUACAAGUACACCUACCGCACCAGCAAGUCUCGCUGCGGAGACCGAGACGAGCCGUCCCCUAAAAGGAUUAAAACAGAGGAGAAUUUCUUCGACAUCCAGGAGGCGCUGCAGGCCAUCCACAUGAGGCAGGAGAUGCUGCGGGAGCAGCUGGCCUGCGCCAAGUCCAAGGGGGAAGAAACCGUCGGACGAAAUCUGCAGAUGCAGCUGGAGCGUCUGCUGGCCAGGCAGAUGGAGAUCCUGCAGGACGCCGCCGUCCAGGAGCGCCUCCAGGCUCUGGACUGGAGGAUUCCCCCCGCCGCCUUAAAGUACCUCAGCGACGCCCAGAACACCAACGGAGCCGACGCCAGCAGAGACAGCCAAGAUGAACGACCAAUCAACUUGCGUGUGGUCAGUCAGAACAUGCAGGAAGGCGACCUCCCAUUGGGCAAGCAGCUAGCCAAUGAACUGAAGCGCCAUCACAACCACAACCACAACAACAACAGCAACACAGAAGAGACCAAAACAUCAGCAACAGAAAACGGAACGUCGCAGCGAACGUCCAGCAACCCAGAGAAGAAAACCAUCAAGUCAGAGCCGGAAGACUCCACAUAGUGCCUCCCGCCUCGCCCUACCACCAACCCCCACUUGCCCCCCCCCCCAAUUCAUUCUACUCACACUUGACAGUAUGCAGUUAUUACCCAUCAAUAGAUACUAAGCAAGCACAGCCACAGUAGAGCCUUAACAACCAAUGUUGCCUCAUGAAUAGCAUUUUUUUUGUUUGAUUUUGUCUUUCUGUUUUGACGGUAUUCGCCAAAGCAUCUAGAGAGCAUGUCAAGAAGCCGUACACGUUAGAUGUACAUGUAAUUUAAGAGUGAUCUGUUUGUGUACUUUUUAUGUGUCCAUGGGUGUUAUAUUUGUUGCUUUCUUUGCACAGCCAGGUUACAGGCUGUGAUGCCGGGGGCUGAGUCUUAACUCAAACGUAGAUUCAGAGAUGAGAUAAAAUAAUAAUAAUAAUAAUAAAUUUAAUUUAUAUAGCGCUUUUCACGAACAAAAAGCAGAAAUGUUGGCUUUUUUCACUGCACGUCUUCAGCAUCUUGGUAACACUUUAUGUGACUAUCACUACUAGCCAAUAUUUUUCUUCACUCACUUGGACCUUAAAACUGAAGCUACAGAUGCGACCAAUAUUCAAUCUAAAAGUUUCAAUUUCAAAAUAUUUCCAGUGUCCAGUGUUUGUCCCUUUGAAGGCAAUAUCACCCACUUUGAUCGAGACUGAAAUAUCUUUAAAAAAACAUUGGAUAGAUUGCCAUGAAGUUUGGUGCAGGCAUUCAUGCCCCACAGAGGAUAAAUCCUAAAGACUGUGGUGAUCCUCUGACUUUUAAUGUAGCGCCACCUGCAGGUAAACAUUUUUAUAAAAUAACUAGUGAAAUAUCUCGACAUCCGCUCCAUGGAUUGUCACAAAGUUUAGUACAGCCAUACAAAGUAUCCAGAUGAUGUAACCUUAUAACUUUGGUGAUCCUCUGCCUUUUCAUCUAUAGCGCCACCAUGUGGUUGACAUAUUUGGUUUAGAGUGAAAUAUCUCCACAACUAUGGAAUCGGCACAGAAUUUGGUACAGCCAUUCAUGUCAUUCACAACGUGAAUUGUACAAAUUCGGUGCAGUCAUGAAGGCAAUGUGCAUUUGUCCAAUACUUUGGUCAAUGACCAAAUACCUGUGAGACUAAUGCCAUUCCCAUCAGUCUCAGUGGUGCUAAUUACCAAUGCUGGCGUGCUAACUAAGAUGGUGACCAUGGCAAACAUAACUAGCUAAACAUUGACAUUUAGCUUGAAAGCAAUGCAAGUACAGCCUCACAGAGAUGCUUGACCUUUAGUCUAAUCGUAAUACAUAAUACUAUAUACACAAACCCAUAUGAAUACUUAUUGGGGAAAAAUAUCAAAGAUCAUCAGCACGUCAUAACAACGGGAGAUAUACAAAGCGUUAUCUAAUUUUGAGAUGUACGGUGGUUGUCUGUAGUUUGCGAUUGCUUCCAGAAAUGAAAAUAUGGUUAAUGUAUGGAAUGAGAUAAAAGAAUAUAUGAACAUAUUGGACUCUCUGUCACAAUUCAGCCCAGUGUGGGGCAAUGUUUCAUUUAAACCAGGCAAGCUGGAUGCAGGAUUCCAGAUAUGGGCAAAGAAAGUAAAAAGAAUACAAUAAGAAGAUCUUAAAAAAAACUACCAGCAAUAGCCAAAGAUUUAGCAUUUAGCUGGUGGCUUAUUGUCAUUUCCCUGGCUGUCGCCCCGCAUCUUCUGGGCCUCCGUCAUUCUCCCGAAUCUAACAUAGACGUCUGCGUUUGUACUGUAACUCAAAAGGUGUAAAGGUACUGUAGGGAGAUUGAGUUAGGAUUCAGCCCCUUUAGCAGGUUCGUUUUUCUGCCAUACACUUCAAAUGAGGAAAAAAACAGGAGAGGUGGGAUGAAUCCUUCCUUCCUCGCUCUUGUCUUGUGUAUAUUUAUGGAAGGUAAUUUAAGAAGAGGAUGUAUAGGAGCUGUUGUGGAGUAACAGCGGGGGACCUCUGUCAUUCGUCUCGGUAGGAUGGCUGGGUGGCUGGCAUGCCGGAGGCCGAGCUAAUUGCUUCAUUUCACUUUGUAAUUUAGCAAAACACUGCUGUUGAAGCGACACCACGCAAAUACAAGGGAGUAUUUCAGGAAUAGAGACGUGGUUUUUUUUUGUUGUUUUUUAAGCAACGAUCCAACAAGCUUUCAGCAGGCCCCGCGGGUCGUCAAAUUCCACCCAACACGUAAAACUUCAACUGGAGACAGAAUCAAAUAUUAAGUAUUGCAGGUGUGU
Molecule: messenger RNA, 4277 nt
Organism: Perca fluviatilis (European perch)
Lineage: Eukaryota; Metazoa; Chordata; Actinopteri; Perciformes; Percidae
Gene: nab1b
Product: NGFI-A binding protein 1b (EGR1 binding protein 1)
Exons: 8
Coding region: 563-2068 (501 amino acids)
Biological process (GO): negative regulation of DNA-templated transcription
Cellular component (GO): nucleus
Molecular function (GO): transcription coregulator activity; transcription factor binding
Source: RefSeq, a predicted model, not a curated record